This is a messenger RNA of Carassius auratus (goldfish), 4504 nucleotides long. Its product is annotated as volume-regulated anion channel subunit LRRC8E. Gene Ontology annotation, cellular component: cytoplasm. Lineage: Eukaryota; Metazoa; Chordata; Actinopteri; Cypriniformes; Cyprinidae. Gene Ontology annotation, molecular function: protein binding. The record is from RefSeq and is a predicted model, not a curated record. The transcript is spliced from 3 exons. The coding region runs from base 1797 to 4211 and encodes 804 amino acids.
UCUCUCGCUCCACCGCCCCCCCCCCCCCCCAGCCGGUGUCAUUAGCACACAAUGCAUCUGUUGUUCUGAUGAAGCUCAGUGCACGUGAGAGUCCUGUGUCUGUUUCAUGUGUGUUUCUCUUGUGGAGUCGAGGGAAGGUUAGCCAGCGAGCAGCAGAACUAAACAGGAUGUUGUGAAAACACUGACGGCGUCUGAGCCGAAUAAAGUGCCACGAGCGCCGCAUCAGUAUGUCUGCUGGACUUCACACCAGUUAAUCAGUGCAGUUUGGAUCAGAUUAAGCUGUUCGGAUGAUUUUUGUAUUUGUCUUUUUCAUGUCAGACGUCGAUCCCUCUUGAAACUGAUGGUGUGAUUUUGUGUGAAACAAACUAAAGAUCUGCCUCAGAGCUUCUGGAGAUGUACAAACAUACAUACACGAUCAUUUUUACUAACAGAAUGAGCUGUGAAGCGUUUCCAGAUUUAUCUAACUGAAUUCCAGCCUACAAAGGUGUUUGAUGCCAACAUUGUUUUUUCUCCUAAAUGAAAGAUGAUUUUCACAGGCUGAUGAAAUGAUGUAUUUGUAAAACCAAUUUAAGCUGCUUAUCCAGGGAUUUUGUACGUUGGUAUUGCAUGAAGUCUGUUUUUUCUUUUAUUUAUUUUAAAUAUUGUCCCUUUGCUAUUAAUGAUUGACUCCUGUUUGUUCUCAAUGGACUGAACUCGGGCUCUUUUUUUUAUUUCUUUUUUUUUUUUUUUUUUUACAAAUUAAGCUUUUUGUUUCAAAAGGGAUGCGUUUUUCCUUUUCAUCAUUAAAAAUUAAGUAUACAGGUUUAUUUAAAGUCUGCCUUGUAAAUUUUACAGCAACGAAUACAUUGUACAAACAUUGUAUAUUAAAAGCGUACGUUUCUUGCAUUAGUUUGUGUUGUGAUUCAUUCGCGCGGUGGCGCCAAAACACCAAGCGCGGGAACGCCAUGAAAGCGCGCGAAAUAUUGAUUAUAAUUAUAAAAGAUUUAAACAAUGACAAAUUAUGGCUGGACAUACAGAUUCUGAAAAAUGAGGUUAAGGUUACCAAAAACAUUCAGCGAUUGAAACUAAAAUGUUUCGAGUGUCCUCAGAUUAAAACAUAAACGUGAUUUGUCUAAUUAAUAACUAAUAAGGAGAUAUAAGAUGCCCUCGUGAGUCGUUUGUGAUGAUGUUCCAUUAUUACUGAAGACUGAAGCUCAACAGAACCUGUUUACCCAGUGCACGCGCACAGCGCUGUUACAAGGGAUUUAAUGUUUGCGCGUGCACUGAACACUUCACAACGGAAUGCCAAAGUAGACAGAAAAAAAAGACAGUGAAAUAUGAAGAAGGCUGAAUAUGGACCUGUAGUGACAGGGCUGUUUAAUCGCGUUUAUGAGAAGUAUAUAAGGAUUGUUGCUGGUGUCUGACUCAUUGAGUUCUCAUGAUGAAACUUGUUCUUCUGGGAGGUGCUUCGAGGAUCUCUCGCUGUAGAAAGGCUUCGAGUCGCGGGACAGAGUCUGUUUCCGGGUGCAGGUGCUGAGGAACAGGUGAGUUCAGCUCCAGACACUGACACAGCUGCGACUCUGCUUUAGAUCGGUUUAUCUGUGAACUACCAACAAUACUGCAAUCCGAACACAUGCAUCUGGUCACCUGUGGUCAGCAGUGAUAUUACUGGAACAGUCUCUGGUUGAGUUGGGAAAGUCAACAUAAUUACUGAAAAGAAAAAACUUCGCAGAAACUGUUGAAAGUGUCACGUGGUGCUGAGUUCAUCAAUGUCGCAGAUGAUUAAAACCUCAGCUAAGGACUAAUCAGGUGUGGAGAUGAUUCCUGUGAAUGAGUUCCGGAGCAUCACAUCGGAGCAGAACCCUCAGUUCCGGGUCCUGAAGCCCUGGUGGGACGUCCUGUCGGAGUAUCUGGGCAUCACCAUGCUGAUGAUCGGGGUGUUCGGCUGCACGCUUCAGCUGACCCAAGACAAGAUAUCUUGUCUGCCGAACCGAUUCCCGGAUCUCUCCGGCGGAGAGCGAGACUGCAGUCACCUGCGGCAGGAGAACCAGAGUCUGUGGGAGUUCUCCAUCACCAAACACCUCAGUCCGGACGUCGUGGAGGUGUUCGGCCGGAAGAACGGUCUGGAUAUCCACCAGUACGAGUUCGUCAACCACUUCUGCUACGAACGGGCCGUGCACUGGUACGGAAAGUACUUCCCUUACCUAGUGGUCAUCCACAGCAUGAUCUUCAUGGUGGCCAGCAGCUUCUGGUUCAAGUUCCCAGGAACCUCGUCUAAGAUCGAGCUGUUUGUGACCAUACUGGGGAAGUGCUUCGACUCGCCCUGGACCACGAGAGCCAUCAGCGAAGUCUAUGAAGAACGGCGAGAGGAGAGGAUGGUCGUGUGGAGGAAGAACACAAUGACCAAAUCAGCCGCAGACAACAACGAUGACAUGGUGUCUCUGAUCCGAUCUUCCAUAAAGUCCGGCUCGGAGCAGAAAUCAGCAGAACCGCAGCCGACCGCGUCGCUCUUGGAUAAGAAGGAAGGUGAGCAGGCCAAGGCCCUGUUUGAGAAAGUCCGUAAGUUUCGGACACACGUGGAGGCGGCGGAUCUGCUUUACUUCAUGUACGUGCUGCAGACGGCGCUGAAGGUCUUCAAAUUCGCUCUGAUCACAGUUUACAGCGUGGCACUGGUCCCUAACAUCCAGAUCGUGGUGAUGUGCUCGGUGCCUCCAGAUCUGACGGGGUUCAGUGUGUUCUGCUGUAACUACAAUAAAGCACACCUGUUCUCUAAAUUAGCCUACUGCUACAUCUGCUUCGUGGGAGUGUACGGACUGCUGUGCGUUUAUUCACUUUACUGGCUGUUUCACCGACCGCUGAAAGAGUAUUCCUUUGAGGCAGUGCGCUUGGAGACGGGAAUAAACGACAUCCCGGAUGUUAAAAAUGACUUUGCGUUUCUGCUGCACCUCAGUGAUCAGUACGACGCCCUGUACUCCAAACGCUUCGCCGUCUUCCUCUCGGAGGUCAGUGAAUGUCGCUUACGGCAGCUCAACCUCAACCUGGAGUGGACGGCCGAUAAACUCCGCGCUCGUCUGUCACGCAACGCCUCCGAGAGGCUGGAGCUCGCUCUGUUCCUGCUCCCAGGGUUACCCGACACUGUCUUUGAGAUCUCCGAGGUCCAGUCGCUCAAACUGGAGCUGAUCAGUAACGUGACGAUCCCAGGAACCGUAUCACAGCUUCCAGCCUUACAGGAGAUGGUGUUGAUCCACAGUCCGGCCAAGCUCCAGCUGGAGGCCCUCAGUCAUCUGCGGGAGAACCUGAAGGUUCUGCGGUUGGGCUUCGAGGGCCCGGAGCAGGUUCCGCUGUGGAUGUACAGCUUACAGAGUCUGGAGGAGCUUCACCUGAGCGGCGCUCUGAGCAGUGAGUUCUCCCGCGGUCCGGCGCUGGACUCUUUACGUGAGCUGAAGAACCUGCGCCUGCUGACCUUACGCUGCAAGCUGACCAAGAUCCCGCCCAGUGUUGUGGAUGUUUGCGGUCAGCUCCUGCGACUGUGCGUUCACAACGAGGGAACCAGACUCCAGGUCUACAACAGUCUGAAGAAGCUGGUGAACCUGAGCGCUCUGGAGCUGACGGGCUGCGGUCUGGAGCGGAUCCCCAGCGCCGUCUUCAGUCUGUCCCUCCUGCAGGAGCUGGACCUUCGAGAGAACCGCCUCACCACCGUGGAAGAGAUCUUGAGUCUGCAGCACUGUCGUCGUCUGACCGUCCUCAAGCUCUGGCACAACCACAUCUCCUACAUCCCCGAGCACAUCAGCAAGCUCCGCGCCCUGGAGACACUGGACCUCAGCUGGAACAAGAUCCGCAGUCUUCCGCCGCGCCUCUGUUACUGCACCAAACUCCGACACCUGGACCUUUCCCACAACCAGCUGGCGUCUCUGCCCUCGGAGAUCGGCAUCCUUCAGAGUCUGCAGUUCCUCUCGCUGGCCUUUAACUCUCUGGAGAGUCUCCCCGAGGAGCUGUUCUCCUGUAAGAGGCUGAAGGUGCUGGCGCUGGGGAAUAACAGCAUCUCCUCGCUGUCUCCUCGGGUCGGGAAUCUGGCUCAGCUGCUUCGGCUGGAGCUGAAGGGAAACCGUCUGGAGUCUCUGCCUGUGGAGAUCGCCGACUGUGUCUCGCUCAAACUGACCGCUGUGAUCGUGGAGGACAGUCUGAUGGACCUUCUGCCUCCAGACGUGAAGGACAGGAUGAAGCACAGAUAAUCACAGCCCUGGAGCGCUGCUCUUAUGCUUUGAACAAAUAUAGCUGAUUUACUUGAUGACAUUGAUUAUAUGAGCUCAUUAACAUGCACUGAUUACAGCAAACCCUAUCUCCACACAUAAUGUAAAAUAAUCCAGAUCCUGGACAACUACCUUCAGUUCCGAUCCAACAAUGAUCAAGUGUUCCUGGAGACUUUCAUUCUGUGCUUCAGGUGUUUGAUUACGUUUGGACCUCAACUUUUGCCAUCUGGGAAUUUCAACAGUAAUUUAUAAAGCAUUAAAGACACGUUUAUUGA